AUGACUGACAUAGACCUCGGAGGUUCAUCUCAAACCUUCUUCCAGGCAUUCCGCGCCACAAGCGAAAGAGAACACAUCCUCAUCCCAGCCGUCCAGCAUCCGAUUACCAAAGACUUCUAUGUCCUCUGGAGCGACAUCACCGAUUGUUUCCCAGGGAUGAUCAGGGUUCAGUACCAUAAUGUAUAUGUCCCCAAGCUGCGAGGCGAUGAUCUCUACAGGAUCAAACCGUUCGGGAUCAGAUACCAUGCUGAGCUCGUGCUGGAUAUCGUCUACGGGAAUAAGCCCUUGCCGCCGGUCAACAAGAAGAGCAACAAUAGCAGGAGCACCACCGGCAAGCUUGAAGAUCAUCCUGCUUGGCCAAAGUCUAAUCAGAAUGUGCCUGUGGAGGCGACACCUAGCCAGGAUGUGGUUGCGGCUACGAAUGGAGAUGCACGAGGAAAGACCGGCAAGGGAGGUGGAGGUGGUCCUACUGGAGGAGAGGUGCAGACAGGAGACGCGGAGCAGGAAAUCAACCUUGAGGAGGCUGGGUAUGAGUAUUCCGAUUUUACUGAGUAUUCAGACAAUUAUUCGGAUUAUUCGGACGAGUUUGAGUCUGAGGAAGAAGAGGAAGAGGAGACACCAAAAUCCAUCCGAGAGUUGCCAGCCGAUCAUGCCCCUCGAGAGAAACCCCUGAGAGUGGAGUCCUUAGUGAGGCAUCGCACUAGGGACAUCUUCAAGGCCCGAUAUACCUGGACUGAGCUGCGGGGUCACUCGAGGCUGUUUUGUUUCCUCCCAAUCCUGGAGGAAGACGUCCCCUCAGGGGAAAACGAGGCACCCCAGGCACCAUUAACAACUAAGACCACAAUGGAGAUAUACCAAAACACCGGGUUCGAGUUAUAUUUCCUCUGCGACUGUGGCGGCAUUCCAGGAGCUAAGGAGCACGCUGGCCCUCACUGGAUCGACAAAAACGGCAAACAGAAACACAGCAUGCCGUCAGCCGAGGAUCUCAGCCAACAACAAAUCCGAAAAAUUCUUCCUCUCGUGGGUGAAUACGUGAUGGGAGUCCUCGAGAUGCUAAAGUAUGGUGUCUUCCUCGACAAGAUGCCCCUCUCCGGACAUGAGCAUCUCUCGCGGGCGAUCAAGUACCUCGAGUCGAAGGGGUUUAGGUCGAGCGCGAGUCUCCUGGCCGAUAUGAACUCGAAAUCCGAUGGUGGCGUUGUGACUAGGGCAGUUCUGGAUGAAGUGGAGCCAAUCACGGUACUGGAUGAGAAGGUCUUUGCUUCACUCCAGAGCGUGCUUGUUCGAGGACCCUACGACGACUAUGCAUCGCUGUACCCAUUCAAGACCUCGGCGGGCGAUGUUCGGUGGAUGUGCGGGCGUCAUUGGUACAAUAUGUGGCCGGACAAGGAGAUGUAUGCGAGCGCCUUCGCGUUCCGCAAGGACCCCAUGUCCUCCGAGGGCUGGUACGAUUCCCUCUUUGGAGUUUGGAGCUCACGGAUCAAGAGUAUGAAUAGAGCGAGGGAGUACUUCAAGAUGGCGGAGAAGAUGGCCUGGAAUCCCGUGUUCACAGUCUGGCUGGAUUGGGAUUUGUCGCUGGAGCAGGAGGAGGAACUUGCCCAGGCGGUCAGUCGACUCUCAGCGGCGGCGGUCCAUAUUAUUGUUCGGCCCAGAGAAGGAACUCAGGAAGAAAUCAACGCGGGAUUCUCUUGCGGCUAUUUGCGACUGGUGGCUGCAGCAGUACGGCAACUGGAUAUCGGGACAUUCACCCUGACGAGACAGGAAGACAAGGCCGAUUACGACUUUGAGAGCACCGAUACGCCGUCCAUGCUCAAGAUGUACGGCCCCCUGUCCCGAGAUUAUAUUGCAUUGGUGGAGCGCGCAGUAAAAGGCGGCAAGAUGAAGGCGACAUUGAUGCCAUCUAGUGUGGACACUGCGAUUCAAACCGUACGCCGACACGCCACAGGAAUUCACCAUUUUGCGGAGCUUCGUUUCGGACUCGCCUCACACCUCUUUGCAGACAAUCUCACCAUCAAGGUCGCAGAGUCCAUUAAGGACGCAAGAGAAGGACGCAGCGCCGAGGAAGACACGGACUUUUUCAGUGGCGACGCGCAAUCGCUAUUCCACAAGCGGCGAGGAUGGGACGAGUUUAGCAUCGUGUCUGGAAGCCAAUGCGACCGUGGAGACUUCUUUAUGGGCUUCCUGAACGAGGCGCGUUUCGAGGUGUCCUUCGAGCGGGAUAGGGAGUUCAUCCGGAAUCUGCUCACGGUCAAUACGGGACUCAGGCUCCUCGUUUUGGGAUCCAAGGAGUUUGAUUAUGACCCGAGUGAAGUCUUUGAGGCCUAUAAGGAAGAAUUGGCCGACCACCUCAACCUCGACAUCCUUACGGUUCAACCAGGAUUGUUCGUCGGCAGGAAGUCAACCUUUACAUGGAGGAGUCUCCAGGAACCGGACACGUUGGGCAUUGAUAUCGUUUGUGACCAAGCGGAUCGUGCCGGCAUGAUGAUCCAGCGGUAUGGGUUUUUGAUUGACAGACUCGAGUUGGAGGGACUCAGUUUGGAGGAUGCCGCGGCUAUGGAUAAGGCGACGCGACGAAAGAAGAGGCCGCUUGCCCUCAGGUACCUUUCCAUCAAGGAUAUCCAUCUGAUGGAACCUGCUGUCCGAAUUAUUCUUCGGGAGAUGAUUGCCAAGGGAGCCAUUAAAGAAGUGGUGGUCCAAGGGUCGGUCUUCCACCAAGCGGCUCCAUCACAGCCUGGAGAUGGUGGUGGAAAGAAGGAGGUGCCGAUCACCCCGGCCAAGUUGGAGGCGAACGUCAAGAUCUGGUGCGACUUUUUGGUGGCGAUCCGAUCCAAAGUUACUGAGCUGUCUGUGCAGGACGACCCCCAGAGACGAUUCCUCCGAGCGAUGGAGUUGCAGCCGGUCUUAUUACCCGAGAUGCCACGGUUAGGAACUUUCCAUCUCACCUGCGCAACACCUGCUGGUUCAAGCAUUUUUGACAGACCUUGGUUGGAGACGUUGCUCGAGUUCAAGGGUCCAGUACCGAAGGAUAUCGACCUGCCUGACAAGGAUCCCGCAAGAAUACAAGCGACGGGGAUCUUUACAGAGAGGAGCAAGAUGACGGACUUCCGGGCGAUCACCGAUUUCAGUCUAAGCGAGGUCGUGAUGGAGCCAGAGGAUUGGAAAGGCCUGCUUCGUUAUAUGGACUUUUCGCAGAUGGUUAAGUUUGAGGUCCGGCAGACGAACGCCUUGUCAAGAGAGACGUUGUUGGAGAUUGCCGAGUCGGUGCCGAAGGAUAGUGCGGUGUUGAAGCACUUUGUUGUGAGCGACGGCACCGUUGUUAACGACGAGACGGCGAUUGCUCUGGAGGAGAAGGUUGGACCCAAGAUUGUCCACACUGAAGGCGGCGCACUCAUCAGCCUCAACGGUUUCAAUGUCUAG
This is a messenger RNA of Linnemannia hyalina, 3414 nucleotides long. NCBI's taxonomy places the organism in Eukaryota, Fungi, Mortierellomycota, Mortierellomycetes, Mortierellales, Mortierellaceae. The record is from the annotation of a GenBank genome assembly.